Molecule: messenger RNA, 2036 nt
Organism: Electrophorus electricus (electric eel)
Lineage: Eukaryota; Metazoa; Chordata; Actinopteri; Gymnotiformes; Gymnotidae
Gene: nme7
Product: NME/NM23 family member 7
Biological process (GO): CTP biosynthetic process; GTP biosynthetic process; UTP biosynthetic process
Cellular component (GO): axonemal microtubule; centrosome
Molecular function (GO): ATP binding; nucleoside diphosphate kinase activity
Source: RefSeq, a predicted model, not a curated record
GAGUGUAGAAUUGAAAAGAAACGUCGAUAGUAACGUUACUUCGAUUUGUUUUUGCUAUUUAUUCUCAUCAGAUAGCCAUUAGAGUACGUGGUGUUUUAUAUAUAUAAUUGCAUCACGCUUGUUUUGUUUUAUUUGAUUAGUUUACAUUUUAGUUGCUAUGGAGACGAAAAUGAGCAAAAACACGAAAAACAAAAUUGGCCAGGAGAGCUAGUUAACCUAGCUAGGUUAAGUUUUCAAAUUAGUGGACAACAACGUAGCGUUAUCAGUCGUUUGAGAACUCAAGAGUUCGCCCGAAAAUGGAGGAACGCUUUGCCUUUCUCGCUGAGUGGUACGACCCGAGUGCUGCACUCCUACGCCGCUACCAGCUGCUGUUCUACCCUAAAGAUGGUUCAGUGGAGAUGUAUGAUGUGAAGAACCAGCGUACAUUCUUGAGAAGGACCAAAUAUGAUGAUCUUCACCAAGAGGAUCUAUUUGUGGGGAACCGCAUCAAUGUCUUCUCUCGUCAGCUCAACCUCGUUGACUAUGGGGACCAAUAUACGGCCAAUAAACUGGGCAGCAAGAAAGAAAGGACAUUGGCUAUGAUUAAGCCAGAUGCAGUGACCAAAGUGGGUGACAUUAUUCAGAUGAUUUAUGAUGCUGGCCUUAUUGUCACCAAAGCCAAAAUGACCAAACUAAGCUGGAAGCAGGCAGGGGACUUUUACAUGGAACAUCAGUCAAAGUCUUUUUUCAAUAACCUGGUACAGUUUGUGACCUCUGGGCCGGUGGUUGUCAUGGAGCUGAUGGGAGAUGAGGCAGUGUCUGUCUGGAGGAAAGUUCUGGGGCCCACUGACUCUGGUGCAGCACGCAAAGACGCUCCAGCCAGCCUGCGUGCCAGGUUUGGCACAGAUGGCACUAAAAAUGCAGGGCAUGGAUCAGACUCUCUGGCAUCUGCUGCUCGGGAGCUGGAGCUCUUUUUCCCUUCCACUACAGGGCACGGUCCUUCCAACACGGCCCAAUACUCUUACUGCACCUGUUGCAUUAUCAAACCUCAUGCUAUCUCAGAGGCUCUGACGGGAAAGAUUCUGAACUCCAUCACAGAAGCCGGAUUUGAGAUCUCUGCUUUACAGAUAUUCAACCUAGAUCAAGCCAGUGCAGAAGAGUUUUUAGAAAUUUAUAAAGGGGUAGUCUCGGAGUAUACAGGUAUGGUGGCAGAGCUAUGUUCUGGACCCUGCAUGGCCCUGGAGAUACAUGGCCCUGAUGCACCCAGAGAAUUCCGAGCAUUCUGUGGCCCGUCUGACCCGGUGGGUGGAGUCCUUCAUCAUCCUGGUUUUCUUCAGGGAGCGACUGCUGCACAAUUCAAGGAGGUUUAGUACCUGAACCCCGGUGAUGUGCUGGUUUCUCUGCACCACCCUCUGCAGAGCUUUCAUCUUUUGAGAGCAGAGCAAUUGCUGCACCAGGUGGUAAAACAGCCAGUCAGAAUGCUUUCCACAGUGCAGGUGUGUUCUGAGGAUAUGGGGGUUCAUACCAAACCUCUUCAGCUGUCUGAAAUAGAUGAGGCACUAUUGUACCUUCUUCACUACUCAUGUUCUGUGAUCUGUCCGUGUUGGUUCCUAUGUGAUGUAAACACUAAGGAACUUUAAAGUAGUCGUUCCAUUGAUGAUGAUGGGGGUGUGCACACACUGCUGCUUCCUGAAGUCCAGUAUAAGAUCCUUAGCCUACUUGACGUUUAAGGAAAUGUUAUUAUCCUGGCACCACUGUGUUGGGAAACUGGCCUCUUCUCUGUAGGCUGCCUUUGUCAAAGUGCAGGCUCACGAUCCUUGUAUUGUCCUCGAUGUGUAUUUGUGAUGCAGGAUAUUUGUUUCUCAUGCCAAAAUUCAUUCUCUUCUGUAGAUGGUAACAGUAAUAUUUUUAAUACAGCAUUUAAGAUUAAUUUGCCCUAUGUACAUUUAAUACAGCACUACUUUUUGGCAGUACCUUUGGUGUUCCUUUCAGGAAUUCCUCUUGAAUUUUUGUUUGUCCAUCAGUGAAAUAAAAUAUCUGCCUGUGUAUGAAUUGCU